Messenger RNA from Labeo rohita (rohu), 4730 nucleotides. It is a transcript of the gene dolk, whose product is annotated as dolichol kinase. Gene Ontology annotation, molecular function: dolichol kinase activity. Lineage: Eukaryota; Metazoa; Chordata; Actinopteri; Cypriniformes; Cyprinidae. The record is from RefSeq and is a predicted model, not a curated record. Bases 259 to 1833 code for a protein of 524 amino acids. The transcript is spliced from 2 exons. Gene Ontology annotation, cellular component: endoplasmic reticulum membrane. Gene Ontology annotation, biological process: dolichyl monophosphate biosynthetic process.
GGUUGUCCUACAUGGCCGCUCCCACCGUCAGUCAGUGAGCAGCUGAUCGCACAAAGCACGAGUUACAGCAAAACAUUAGGAAUAUUCUUUUGUUCGAGAACCAAGCGUUAAAUCGCAGAUAAAAAGGGUCUAAUUUCCCGUGCGCAGGAGAGCGAGAAGCGGACAAUGUUUGUGUGUUCACCAGGAACUUUCUGACAGACUACUAUCUGACAGUCCUUUAUUCCUGAAAACCUUUGUCACACAUACACCCCCGCAAUCAUGCAGCUGGAUCCCGUGCUGAUUGAAUCCUCCGUGGUGUUUGCCGUAGUGAUCAGCGUUCACUGUGCCGUGUGGAACCAGCUCUCCUGGUGCUGCAUCGCUUUGGCCGUCCAGGCUUUUUACGUACAGCACAAAUGGGAUCGCCUCAUCCGGACCGGUGCCGCCGUAUUCCAAUUCCGGCCUUCGUCUAACAGCGGCGUGUUACCGGCCAGCAUGGUGCUGCCCCUGCUAGGACUGGCUUUGAGGGGACGCUGCAUCGCAGUGGGGAACGUCUACAUGGAGCGAUUCGCCAUGGUCAUAACAGUGAUCGGUAUGAUGCUGGCGCUGUUUCUAUCACUCAUCGCGUUGGGAAUCACACGGCCGGUGCCAACAAACACCUGCGUUAUAGCCGGCAUUGCCGGUAGUGCAAUUCUGUACACAGUCAAGCAAACACUAACAGUCUCCGAGGUGAUAGAAGUCUUGGAGGUGUUGCUAAUUUUUGUGUAUUUAAGCCUAAUCCUCUUGUACCUCCUCCCACGCUGCUUUACUCCUGGCGAGGCCCUGCUGAUUCUCGGCGGGAUCAGUUUUAUCAUCAACCAGCUUAUUAAGCGCUCUCUAGCCUCGUCUGGGAAUGCAAACGCAGAUCCACUUCCGUAUUUCCUCCCAGUUGCUGUAUUAGGCCUAGUCCUACUUGGAAUCUUCUUCGCUGUGCUUUUCGUAUUCAUGGAAUCAGAAACCUGGUCAGCGUCGUUUUUCUUCCACACCAUGACUGCCGUUUUAGGAUUGGGCCUGUUGGUUCCCUGGCUCUCCCUGCUCACGCAGCAUCACCCGAUUACCUGGUUAAUGCAUUUCAUCACCGAAACCAACACUCGCCUUUGGCUGAUCGGAUUCUGGGCAGCUUUGCUGCUUCUAGCAGUCGCCGUCGUGAUGCAUCAAAACAGUCACCGCUCAGCCGGAAGCAAGAAGCAUCAAGCAUCAACGGCUGUGAGAAAGUAUUUCCACCUCCUUAUCGUACUAACCUUCGCUCCAGGACUCGCGUUAGACCGUCCUCUGCUACAUCUAGCCGCGGUCGUAUGCCUCUCAGCGUUUUUGUUUCUCGAAUUUGUCCGCUAUUUCCGCAUCCGACCACUUGGGGCGCCCUUGCGUCGACUUCUUACUUUAUUCCUGGAUGAGAGAGACUCCGGGCCGCUUAUUCUCACUCACAUCUAUCUUCUCCUCGGCGUCGCCCUUCCAAUAUGGCUCACGCCUGCGUCGUGCACCCCUAAAGGAGGCCUAGGGGGCGCCGGUGGCCUGGUGCCCUACGCCGGCGUACUUGCCGUAGGAGUCGGCGAUACAGUUGCGUCUAUUUUUGGCAGCACCGUUGGCGAAAUCCGCUGGCCUGGUACGAAGAAGACCUUCGAGGGCACCGCGACAUCAGUGUUCGCUCAGAUCAUCGCCGUGGUGGUUUUUCUCAUCGCUGACAGUAGUAUAAACCUGAACGCUAGCUACUCGUGGGUCGUGGGUUCGAUCACAAUGGUGGCUAUGUUGGAGGCGUACACGUCGCAGAUAGACAACCUGCUGCUUCCUUUGUACCUCUACAUCCUUCUGCUGCUGUGAUAUCAGACCCGUCCAGACAAAUCGUACCCUUAUGCCAAUGCACAGAUAUUAACAGCGUUAAAUGUAUACGGUACAGCCCUAGUAUUGAUUUUGGAAAGCAAAAUGCAAUAAUGAAACAUCAUUAGAGUGUUUAUGAUCCUCGUACAGUGAAUAGAAAUGCACUGAAAUGUAUUCAAGAAUAAACUGUUUGUUAUAGUAUUAGAGUGAAACGAAGUAGAAAACUUGAUAUUGUAAUCAACGUACAAAAUGGCACAAAAACAGAUGUUUGAAGGUGAAAUGUGUAUUUUUUUUUUUUUUUUUUUGCUUGAGUCACACAUGCUUUUAAAGGGAUAGUCCACUUUAAAAAAUGAUUAAUUACUCAGCCCUGUAUCGUUUCAGUCCCGUAUGUGUUUUUUUUCUUCUGACUGAGAAUUUGAAGAAUUUUGGUAACCAAAUGGUUUCGGAUCUCAUUGAGUUCUAUUACAUUGUUUUUCUAUGGAAGUCAAUGGGAGCCCAAACAAUCAUUUUUUCAUUUCUUCCACAGAAGGCAAAAACUCAAACAGGUUUGUAACAGCCUGAAGGAUUAUUUUUGGGUAAACUAUCCCUUUAAGGAUUCUACAUUUCAUUUUUUUCAAGGAUUACAUGUGUUAUUUUGGAUGUUUAUUUUUUGUGUUCUCACAGAAAGCUCUGAUGUCUUGAGACGCUGUUAAUAUUUCAUUCGCUCAAAUCCUGCAUCUGUCACUCCAGUAUAAAUGACAGGGAUUCAGUUGCACAUUAUUAAAAAAAGAAAUGGAAAACGUAAUGCCCUUUAACGAUGUCUGUACUUGCUGAUCAACACACAAAAACACACUUCUUGGAUGCAAACACUUAACGAAGGGCACGGUGUUUAGAUUUUGUGUAUUUUGUUUAGGUGAAUCUCAUGAAAACAUGUCUGGCUUUGUUUUUUAUGUUUGCUAUAAAGCCUCUUUCCAACAAAAUGUUGUGUAAAAAUGCUGUAGAAUUUGAAUUUAAUUGAAAAUCAGUUUGAAAUGUUAUAUAUACACUACCUGUUUUUAAAGAAGUCUCUUCCGCUCACCAAGCCUGCAUUUAUUUGAUCUAAAGUACAGUAAAAUUUAUAAAUAUUUUUACUAUUUAAAAUAACUGUUAUAUAUUUAAAUAUAUUUUAAAAUGUAAUUUAUUCCUGUGAUCAAAGAUUAAUUUUUAGCAUCAUUACGUUCAGAAGAACAGCAUUUAUUUGAAAUAGAAAUAUUUUAUAAAUAUUUAUACAUUAUAAAUGUCUUUAUCAUCACUUUUGAUCAAUUCAAAGCAUUAUUGCUGAAUGAAAGUAUUAAUUUCUGUAAUUUCCCCCAAAAAAUAAAUAAAUAAAAAUUAUACUGACUCUAAGCUUUUGAAUGAUAUAGUGUGGGAUGUUACAAAAGCUUUUUAUUUCAGAUAAAUGCUGAGCUUUGGAUCUUUCUAUUUAUCAAAGAACCCUGAAAAAAUGUAAUGGCCUGUUUUAAAUAGUGAUAAGAAUAAUAAAAAAUGUUUUGAACAGCAAAUAAGCACAUUAGAAUGAUUUCUGAAGAAUUGUGACACUAAAGACUAAAAUAGUGAUGUUGAAAAUUUAGCUUUGAUCACAGGAAUAAAUUAUAUUUUAAAAUAUAUUCAAAUAGAAAACAUUUUAAAUAGUAAAAAUAUUUCUGCACUUUGGAUCAAAUAAAUGCAGGCUUGGUGAGCAGAACAGACUUCUUAAAAAAAAAACAUAAAAAAAUCUUAGUGUUCAAAAACUUUUGAUUGGUAGUGUGUAUAUAUGUUUUUUGGGGGGAAGCACAUCUACAAUUUUAAAAUGUAAAAAAAAAAUUAUUGUUACUUUUACAUUAUAAAGUUGUGGAAAUGUGCUUAUGCCAAAUUGCAAAAAAAAAAAAAAGUCAUUUAAUAUAUGCAAAAUAUAAUUUCUUAUUACGUUCUUUUGAUUUUGUAGUGAAAUAUGACCUUUGACAUGUUUUAUCAGAUUCACCUGUUUUAUCAAAGUGUAAUUUAUCCUUUCAGUCCUUUAUAACAGCAUAUAUGCAUCACUUGAGCCAUUGAAGAACACCAUUGUUUUUCUAUUGAAUGACACAAACACUCAAAUAUAAUUUUAAUGCUAUGAAUAUCUAUGCUAUGAAUCUGCCUUUAUGUCCGAUGCAAUACGAAGGACUGGUAGCAUAGCUUGUCGCCUUAAAAAGUGUUUUGUAUUCUGAUUAGUUCAAUGCUAUUAGUGGUUUGUCUGCAUGGAUCUGUAUGUAGAAGGCAGUAGAUAUUAAUGUACAGAUCACUAUCCUCUAAACGCAUGUAUGCAAUUCAGCUGUCGUGUCUUUACUCUGAGAAAGAUUGCAUAAUUCGUAAAUUAUGUAUGUUUGAAGUUUAAUUUAUUCAUGAUAUUUGACUGAGGCCUUUUUUUGUUGCUGUCGGCGUUUUGUGUUGCUGGGAACUGUGGUUGAUGCGUCAAUCACCUGUUUGUUUUGAAGUGCAUUCUGGGACAUUUUGCAUGACACUGGUUUAAGUGUAAACUUGUUUUUAAACUACCUGGGAAUUGUAAUAAAAUGUGUUACUUUAUGGUCCAUAUUUUGACUUUAGGAAUGACUUUUGUAAAUUAUUUUACUGAUUUGUGUAUUUACAGAACUUUAGUUUUUACAACAGAAGUGACCCAGCAUGAAACACUAUGAAGUAACUUUCAGACUAUUGUGAAAAAAUCUCUUUUUAUGUUGAAUAUCAUGUUUGUUUUUUGUUGUUGUUAUCUUUAUUGAAGUUGGUUUUUCAGCAAUGCCUAUAAAUAUGUUUUUCAGAUUUUCCUGUCAGUGAUUGGUUGACAUGAGAACUGCAGUUUGGUCAUUUAUUUCCAGAUUAUUCUUAUUAUCAAACGUUCAUAUCUUUUCUAUAUUGUAUUGAUUUUGUUGGGU